GUUCUCUACUUCGCUCGGACGGUGCGGACUCCGCUCCUCGUGCCACGGACGCCCGGCCAAUCAUAGAGCUACUUGGGCGCCUAGCAGCUAGGAAGACUGACGCUACUGUGAUUGGUGGAUCGGAGUCGCGUGGAUGGUGUGGCUCAACGUGCCUCGUCUUCUUACCACGGUUUCCAUCACAGCUGCUCUAGCUGCUUUUGGAAGCUUCGUGUUUGCAUACUGGUACAGUAACCGCAGCCGGCAGCCUGCCAUGACGGGUCACGUAAAGGCGCUCACCUCUCCGUAUCCUGGCUCUCAGGUGGAGAGGUCGCCGGUACCCCCCGAACAGGUCAGCUGGUCGGUGGAUUGGCCGGAGUACCAGCCUGUAGAGUACACGGCUCGCCCCGUGCUCGCCCGACCGGUCUGGGCAGACCCGCCACACAGCGAUGAAGGCUUUCACCCGAAGUACAACACUCUGGACGACCAUGUGCAGAGGACCAGCUUUGAGGGGGUGUACCUGGUAGAGGACGGGAAGCCCAAGAACCCCAGUGGAAGGACGGGGGUGACAGGAAGAGGGUUACUAGGAAGGUGGGGACCCAACCAUGCAGCCGACCCCAUCAUCACACGGUGGAAGAGAAACACUUCAGGAGAGAAAGUGACAGACCCGGAGACGGGGAAAGCCAUCUUACAGUUUGUAGCCAUUCAGAGGAAGGAUUGUGGCCAGUGGGCUAUACCCGGAGGAAUGGUGGAUCCCGGAGAGGUGAUCACGGCGACGCUGCGCAGGGAGUUCUGCGAGGAGGCUCUGAACUCUCUGGAGAGGACGGGAGAAGAGGGCGACACGCAGGACAGGAUUCAGAGUCUAUUCUCACAGGAUCAUUUACCGGUCUACAAGGGGUAUGUGGAUGACCCUCGGAACACUGACAACGCCUGGAUGGAGACACAAGCGGUUAAUUACCACGACGACACAGGCCACCUAUUGGACCAGCUGGCCUUGGAGGCGGGCGAUGAUGCCGGAAAAGUGCAGUGGGCGGAUAUCAGCCAGAACCACAGUCUGUACGCCAACCACGCCCACUUCAUCCAGAUUGUGGCUGAGAAGAGGGGCGCAUAUUGGUAGACCCCCCCCCCCCCCCCAAUAAAGGACUGGCAGUGUACUUUCCAUUGCAGGGCAUCAACAUGACCAGUCUGAAGAUUUUACCGCAUUUUCUAAGCAUGAACCAAAAAAUAACAAAUUUUAGGGUUCCUUUGAAAUAUAGGAUGGAGGUUUUAAAAGCCCAACUCCGCACAGAACAUUUGUUUUGGUUAGAGUGGGGAGGGGUUUGAACCUCCGUCAGGUUUUUCUUGCUGUCCUUUUUGUUGUGGGUGGGGUAGUACUGGAUUGGGAAUGUUUUAGGUUUCCUUGAAAGUUUGAAAAAUGUGUGCGCUGUUCAUAUAAAUUUGGGUUGUAAACCUGGAGGGGGACCGUCCAUGAUAAGAGUUCUUCUGUAUGUUGGUUGUAUGAAACGCCAGAGAAUAUAUCAUCAGGGAUGGGGGGG
Molecule: messenger RNA, 1511 nt
Organism: Rana temporaria (common frog)
Lineage: Eukaryota; Metazoa; Chordata; Amphibia; Anura; Ranidae
Gene: NUDT9
Product: nudix hydrolase 9
Exons: 10
Coding region: 134-1093 (319 amino acids)
Molecular function (GO): ADP-ribose diphosphatase activity
Source: RefSeq, a predicted model, not a curated record